This is a messenger RNA of Saccostrea echinata, 4584 nucleotides long. Its product is annotated as chitin synthase-like. The transcript is spliced from 16 exons. Bases 11 to 4492 code for a protein of 1493 amino acids. Gene Ontology annotation, molecular function: chitin synthase activity. The record is from RefSeq and is a predicted model, not a curated record. Lineage: Eukaryota; Metazoa; Mollusca; Bivalvia; Ostreida; Ostreidae. Gene Ontology annotation, cellular component: cell periphery; cell septum.
UAUCACAAUAAUGGACAAGCCAGAGCAGGAAUUGGAUGGCAGCAGGACUUUACCUGGCCAAGUGAGACCCCAACCAAACACAGGGGAGAUGGCUGAACCUAAUAAUUCAGGUGACGAUGACAAUGAGUGGGACUGCGCCGAGGAGAAACCUAUGCAUGGCGCUAACGAUGACUACGAUUCCUGCUGGGACGCUGUGACAAAAGUCGGACUCGUUAUAGUAGGAAUAUUCCUCUUCAUAGUUGUUUUCUGGUCGGCUUGUCUGUCAAGAGUCAUCAUUCACAUCAUGAUAUGGAAACUGAACCCACCCUAUACCAACAGCAACUUCACAUUGAACAAAUUGGGGGGAACCUUACAAGUGCAGUCUGAGAGGAUGGAACUUAAGGUUUGUGACAACAUUGCUAACGGUUGCAUAAAAGGUCAAGUUCUGAGGAAUGGACUGCCGGUGUCGUGGGAGUGCCGUGACAAGACAGCUACCACUUGUUUGUUGUUGGAGGACAUCCCCUCUGUUAACGUAGGCUGGAUCUGGGGGCUGCUUAUAAUCAUGUCUGUACCGUACUUAUACACUAUGGCCAUGUCUCUCUGGAAAUCAUGCUUCAAGAAAAACAAAGUAGACAAUUUUGAUAUGAGGGUAUUUUUACUCAGCUUGACAAUAGAAAUAAUUCAUUCGACUGGUCUGUGUAUCAUGGUAUUUCUUGUGAUGCCAGCUUUCGACCCAGCAUCUGCCUCUGUUCUUCCGUACUUUGUAUGUGUUAUUCCGGUUCUCUUAAGCGUCAAGUUCCAAGUUAAACAAGAGGAGAACACAAAAGUGAAAAAGAAUAGAAAUAGACAAUCAAGCUCAACAAUGAACGGCGGGGUCAAUAAAAUAAACGUUCGCGAGGCCCCAGAUGCCAUGAAACAUAAUGACUUCAAGUAUGAUACAAUUCCCUUCAUAGGAGCUGUCAUCUUCAUUAUGGGGAUGGGAUUUUUAACUUUAUAUGUAUACUACAACUCGCAAAGCCAUAACAUGGUUACUACCCUUGUAUUGCUGUUAGUAUCAGUGAUCAUGGUGUCCGUUAUUUGGUGGGAAAACUUUGUAACAUCAAACAUUACACAGAAGACCGAUGGCAAAAAUCAAGAAAAGUCUUUCUUGACGAAAUAUGUGAAAUCUAAACGAGAUACAGUGUCUAUCCUGACCUACUUUUUAAAGAUCGGGUGGACAUUCCUAGCCACUUUAAUCAUCUAUGUAAUUCAAUCCAAAGAAAGUACUCUGAUUACAGUACGAACUUUACUGUAUUUGGAGGAUGCUGCAACAGUGCAUACUUUAAGUGGAACCAUCCGCUUGGAAUCCAGGUCAUAUAUAACGUUCGGGUGCAUGACCUUUAACCCUUAUCUUAUGACAGUAGUAUGUUUCAUUCUCACUUUUGUGUUCUUCAAAGCGUCUCGUUAUACAUGUCGGAUUGUAUUACAAAGGAGAUCUUUUGCCCCUCCGAUUGGUCUAAAUCUCUUGUUGAUGCCCUUUGUGUUUGUCAUACUUAUGAAGUACCCACUAGCCUUUACAACGGAGGGAUGUAACGUUCUACAGCCUUUGUGGGAACUUGACUAUGGUAAUUCUGUGGAGCGUCUAUGGCCACUGAUUGUUUCUGGUGUUCUUGGUUUAACGUCUUUGGCUAUUUUAACAUUAUAUGUUUGGUCAACUGACGGAGCGAAGAUGGAGAAAGUAGAAAGAUUGUUUAUGAAACCUGCGUACUGUGGAAUAUUUCUUGACUUGUCUCUGUUGUUAUCAAGGCGGCGAUAUCUAUAUGAUGUUGACUAUAGUACAAACAGAAAGGCAGACGACAAGCCAAAAGAAGUGUACUCUCCCUUGGUCUAUUUCUGUGCAACAAUGUGGCAUGAAACGGAAAACGAAAUGACACAACUUCUGAAAUCUAUAUUCAGGGUUGAUAUGGAUCAGUGCUGGAAAAGGCAAGUCCAGUCCAUGAGACAAGAACAAAGAAGAAGCUUCUAUGACGAGGAUAUUUAUGAUUUUGAGGUUCACGUUUUCUUUGACGAUGCUUUCAAACCCCGGAAAGUGAACGGUAAACUGCGAAAUGGAAGGAAAGUGAACGAUUUUGUAAAACUUCUUGAAGAAUGUGUCCCGAAAACAGCUAAAUCCAUAUAUGGAAAUUACGAGCUCGAACCUGUCAGAAAGUUUGAGACCCCAUACGGUAUGAAGUAUGAAUGGAUGCUUCUUACAGAAGAUGCCAAAUUAAUUGUUCAUCUAAAAGAUAAGAUGAGAAUAAGGCAUAGAAAGAGAUGGAGUCAGGUGAUGUACAUGUAUUAUUUACUGUCCUUCGAGUUAAACAAGAUGAAACCAAAAUUGGAAGAUAAAUGUAAAGAACUAUCCAAAAGUAUGAAAGAAAUGGUCCACAAUCUCUCGGAGAACACUUUCAUUCUAGCGCUGGAUGGUGAUGUCGACUUCAAACCGGAAGCGGUGACGCUGUUGUUAGACCGAAUGAGAAAAAAUGCAGAUGUUGGAGCAGCUUGUGGAAGAAUACAUCCCAUUGGAUCUGGGCCAAUGGUGUGGUACCAGAAGUUUGAAUACGCAGUCAGUCAUUGGUUGCAGAAAGCAACAGAGCAUGUAAUUGGUUGUGUUCUUUGCUCGCCCGGAUGUUUCAGCCUUUUCCGUGGAUCCGCCGUUUUAGCCGAUAAUGUCAUGAAAACAUAUACUAGAACGGCAACAGAGGCUAAGGAGCAUAUACAAUAUGACCAAGGUGAAGAUAGAUGGCUGUGUACACUCAUGCUUAAAGAGGGAUUCCGAGUAGAAUACUGUGCAGCUUCUGAUGCAUUGACCUUUGCCCCGGAAGGAUUUAACGAAUUUUAUAAACAAAGGCGACGAUGGGCCCCAUCUACCAUGGCAAAUAUUCUAGAUUUGCUUCUAGACUGGAGAUAUGUGAAGAAAAAUAAUGACAGCAUUUCAAUGUUGUAUAUUAUUUACCAUAUAUUCCUCUUUGUAUCUUCAAUAUUGACCCCUGGCACUAUUUUCCUUCUUAUUUUGGGCGCUAUAAUUACAGCUUUUCCUUCCAUAGAACCGUGGUUGGCAUUGAUUCUCAACUUGGUACCUGUUAUUGUUCUAUCAAUGUCCAUCUUCUUAGCUAAAGAAGACACACAGCUCAUGUUAGCGGGAAUCAUUUCUACGAUAUACAGCCUCGUUAUGAUGGUGGUGUUAAUCGGUUUGAUAAAAGAGGGCGUGGAAUCACAGUUCUGUUCUGUCACCACGGUCUUUUUCUGUUUUGUGGCGGGGGUAUUCGUCGUUGCUGCGCUAAUACAUCCACAGGAAUUUACGUGCAUAUUCCAUGGCCUGUUGUACUUUCUGGCAGUACCUUCUAUGUCAAUGCUCUUGAUUCUUUAUUCCCUCGGAAAUAUGCACAAUAUAAACUGGGGAACUAGAGAGAACAAGACAGCCGCGGGUCAGGAUGUAGUUAUCAGAAAGAAAAAUAAAUUGGAAGGACAGACAUGUUCUAUUGGGGACUGGUGUCGCUGUAUGCUUUGCGUUCGAGAGAUUCAAGAAGAAAGUCAGGAGGAGACAAAGAAUGAAACAUCCAAAAAUACGAUAGAUAUACAGGAUAAAAACAAAGUAGAGACCACGCCAAUCCAAACAAUUGAUGUUCAGAAAAAGUCUUCAGUUGAAAAGAAACCUACUUCCAUAGAUACACCUAAAGGAGAAGAUAAAACAAAGCACGGUGAUUUCAAGAACUCUGAAGAUAUUCCAGAAGAGGAAAGAAAAUUCUGGAGGGGUUUGAUAAAAAAGUAUCUGAAACCAACAGAUAUAAAUCCAGACGAACAACAGAGGGUACAGGAAGACUUACUAGAACUUAGAAAUAAGGUUUUCUUCUUUGUUUUUAUACUGAAUGCUUUAUUCGUAACGAUCGUCUAUGUGCUUACACAAGUCAAUGCCUACCAGGGGACGCUUGAGAUUCCGCUCCCUUGUAAUGUGGCAGGAGGCGAGCAGGGAGUUAUAGAGCCUAUCUCGAUAGCCUUCACAAUGACCUUUGGUCUGUUACUACUUAUCCAGUUCUUCGGAAUGAUUUACCACAGAGUGUCAACUCUGACCCACAUUAUUGCAUCAACCCGGCUAGAAAAGCAAACACAAAUAAAAAGACCGACGUUUGGUGGAGAAGCGGGAAGGGAAAUGGCAACAACGAUAGAUGAGGCGCCUAAAAAUGCGGAAUUAACGGGUGGGGAACCAGACAAGCCCGGAGAUGGAGCUCGGAAAGGUUGGAGCAAGUUAAGGGCAAGCGUGCAGGUAAGCUCUGCUCUGCGAUCAAUAUCAGGAGAAAGAAGGAGAAAGCCGGAGGCUUUAGAAAAACUUAGAAAAGUGAUAAAAGACGCAACAAAAAAUCCCAUAAAUACUAUACAAGAAGAUGAGGAAGAUGAUGACGUUUUAAGUAAAUAUCCCAACACACCUGUAAUAAUACAGAGUAUCAGAAGUCUUCAAAAGGAAGAAAAUGAAAUGCCAAGUACUUCAAACGUCUAAUAUGGAGAGGAAAACAAUAAAAAAUCUCUAUUUAGGAUAAAAUUUUUAUAAACGCAAGUUCUAUUAUUUCUCUUUGAAUUUCAAUUAAUGUA